AUGACUUGUAACAUAUCAAAGGUUGAUAUUGGUUUACCAGAAUAUUGGGUUUAUAAAGGAGAAGGUGCAAUGAAUAUUGUUUUAUCAUACAAUGGCCCAAGAAAUGAAAAAUUAGAUGGAUUAGUAUUAAGAGUUAAAAAAUUAAGUAAUGGUGGAAGUGAUUUAGAAAAAGAGAUAGGAUUAUAUAAUUUCGUAUCAAAUGUAAUGUCACCAUUGUUAGGAGAUAAAUAUGUAUUUCCAGGAUCAAUGAUAAAUGUUACAAGUGAUUUCUUAGUGAAAUUAGAUAAUUUAAUAUUUAAUUAUAGACCAAUUAAAAGAUCAACAAUUAGAUUAGAUACAAAUUUAACAACAGCAUUUUUAAUAAUGGAUUUAACAAGAUUAGAUAAUAAUACACCAAAUCAAAUUGAAUAUUUACAUCAUCAUAAUGAUAAUGAUAAUAAUAAUGAUAAUAAUGAUAAUAAUAAUAAUGAUAAUAAUGAUAAUAAUAAUAAUAAUAAUAAUGAAAUUGGUAAUAAUAAAUUUAGUAAAGUUAUUUGUAUUGAAAUUAAACCAAAAUGGGCGUUCUUACCAAAACCACAUAAAUAUAUGAAUAGGGAGUUAUUAGAUGUCAAAUUAAAUAAAUGUAGAUAUUGUAUGCAUCAACAAUUGAAAUUAAAGGAGGGAUCAAUUGAUGAAAUUAGUAGUUAUUGUCCAUUGGAUCUAUUUAGUAGUGAUUGUAAUAGACAAAAACAAUCAAUUAUCAAUAUGAUUCAUCAUCCACAAAAUAAUUUAAAAGUUUAUUGUGAUGGUAUAUUAUCAUUCACUGGUUCAUUGGGUGGUGGUGUUGAAAGAAAUAAAUCAACAAAUUCAAAUUUAUUAUCAUCACUAUUAAUUAAUAGUAACAUUAUUAAAAAUAAUAAAAAAGAAGAAAAAGAAGAAAAAGAAGAAAAAGGAGGAAAAGAAGAAGAGGAAAUAGAAAGAAAUAUUUAUUUAUUAUCAACAAUAAUUUCAUCAAUUUUACAAAGGGAAACAAUAUUACAAAAUAUUAAAAAUGUACAAUUAUAUGAUGAUAUGGAUAUAGAAGGUAUUUAUUAUUUAUAUAAUAAAUUAAAUGGUGGUCAAGUUAAUAAUGAUAUUAAUUAUGAAGAAUUAAAUAAAUUAACUGAUAGUGAAGCAAAAGAAAAGAUUGAUAGAUUCAUGAUUUCAUGUACUGCUAAAGAUUGUUCAAUUAUGAUUUCAUUUAAUGUUGAUAAUCCAAUUAAUAAUAAUAAUAAUAAUAAUAAUAAUAAUAAUAAUAAUAAUAAUAAUAAUAAUAAUAAUAAUAAUAAUAAUAAUAAUAAUAAUAAUAUUAAUGAUGUUGAUAGUUAUUUUAAUUUUAUAAAUACUAUUGAUAUUGGUGAUAAUGAUGAUACACUAAUUAAUAGUAGUGGUAAUAAAGGUAAAACAAAUAUUCAUUAUAAAAUUGGUGUUGUUGAUUUGGAUACAAAGAAAAUGAAUGCAAUUCCAAAAUAUUAUAAAUUGGAUCAAGAUAUUGUUAAACUUUAUAAAUCAAAUAUUAAUACUAUUAAAUCAUGUAAAUAA
Molecule: messenger RNA, 1560 nt
Organism: Dictyostelium discoideum AX4
Lineage: Eukaryota; Evosea; Eumycetozoa; Dictyosteliales; Dictyosteliaceae
Exons: 2
Coding region: 1-1560 (519 amino acids)
Molecular function (GO): ATP binding; inositol-1,3,4,5,6-pentakisphosphate 2-kinase activity
Source: RefSeq, a predicted model, not a curated record